Molecule: messenger RNA, 1516 nt
Organism: Drosophila montana
Lineage: Eukaryota; Metazoa; Arthropoda; Insecta; Diptera; Drosophilidae
Product: lethal (2) k05911
Exons: 4
Coding region: 57-1451 (464 amino acids)
Biological process (GO): proteolysis
Molecular function (GO): serine-type endopeptidase activity
Source: RefSeq, a predicted model, not a curated record
UAUGUAAUUUUUAUGAUCAGCUCGGGCGCAUCAACAACGGCAUCUGUUGCCCAAGCAUGGAUACAAACACGCUUGGAAUUUUUCCGAUACCGAUACCGACAACAACAUCAACGACAACCACAACCACAACGACAACAACGGAGAAACCAUUGACAGUUGCCGAUGAGGUUGACGAGGCUGAAGGAGAGCAGGAGCCUGCAAAUGUGCAGCCAGAUCAGCCCCUCGAUAAUGCAGAGCCGGAUACAGAUCCAAUUGAUAAUGCUAACAGCGUGGAGGACACGCCCGACUUUCAGGAUAUGAACACCAUUGAGGCCAAUGCGCCCGAGGCGCCACCAGCGGAACCAGCUCCAUCGCCGACGCCACCCACUACCUCCGUUUAUCCGUAUCAAUGGCCUUUUGGCACAUUUGCUGGUGGCCUGCCACAGUGGCCGCCACCAAUACCGACGCAUCCGCCCACCGUUGGCGGCUGGCCACCUCCGAUACCGACUCAUCCGCCGAGUCAUCAGUAUCCAACGCAUCCGACCACGCGACCUUAUCCCCCCACGCCAAGUUCGGUGCUGACCACACGGCGCACCACACCACGUCCAGGGAGCAGACCUCCAACCACCACCAGACGGCCAUCGACGGCAACGUCGACGACAACGCGCCGGCCGAGCAGCGGAUUUAGUCCAGAGGGCCUGCCACUGCGGUGCGGUCACAAGAAUCCAGUUUCACCCGAUCAGGAGCGCAUUGUGGGCGGCACUAAUGCCAGUCCGUAUGAGUUCCCUUGGAUUGCGGUACUCUUUAAGUCCGGCAAACAGUUUUGUGGCGGCAGCUUGAUAACCAACAAUCACAUUCUCACAGCAGCCCAUUGCGUGGCACGGAUGACCUCAUGGGAUGUGGCCGCCUUAACUGCCCAUCUGGGUGACUACAAUAUACGCACGGACUUCGAGGUGCAGCACGUCUCACGUCGCAUCAAACGCCUCGUGCGGCACAAGGGGUUCGAGUUCAGCACGCUGCACAAUGAUAUUGCUAUUUUGACGUUGAGCGAGCCGGUGCCGUUCAGCAGCGAGAUCCAGCCGAUUUGUCUGCCCACCUCGCCGACUCAACAGUCGCGCUCCUACAGCGGCCAGGUGGCCACCGUCGCCGGCUGGGGCAGUCUGCGCGAGAACGGACCGCAGCCAUCCAUUCUACAAAAGGUGGACGUCACCAUUUGGGCGAAUGCAGAGUGCGCUCAGAAAUAUGGACGAGCUGCGCCCGGCGGCAUCAUUGAGUCCAUGAUCUGUGCUGGCCAGGCUGCCAAGGAUUCGUGCAGCGGCGACUCUGGUGGUCCGAUGAUCGUCAAUGAAGGCAGCCGCUACACCCAGGUGGGCGUCGUCUCGUGGGGCAUUGGCUGCGGCAAGGGGCAGUAUCCUGGAGUCUACACGCGUGUCACCUCGUUGCUGCCAUGGAUCUACAAGAACAUCAAAUGAACGUAGUAUUUUCUAUAGAUUAAGUCGUGAUAUUGAGACAAGUGUAAUAAACAUUAUAAACUGCA